Molecule: messenger RNA, 1512 nt
Organism: Wasmannia auropunctata (little fire ant)
Lineage: Eukaryota; Metazoa; Arthropoda; Insecta; Hymenoptera; Formicidae
Product: ester hydrolase C11orf54 homolog
Exons: 7
Coding region: 289-1299 (336 amino acids)
Cellular component (GO): nucleus
Molecular function (GO): zinc ion binding; hydrolase activity, acting on ester bonds
Source: RefSeq, a predicted model, not a curated record
UGACAUAUACAUAUGUGACUCACGAGAGUCACGAGUACCGAGUAUGCAUCUUACAAUAAGAUUGCAUAGACUUGUUUUUUUAACAAUGCUUUUGAUAUUUUAAUAAAGUGAAUGCAAUACAAAAGGCUGAGGAAUAUUCCCAAGUCGAAAGAAAACAAGAUACCCGGUGAUUAGAUAACACUAUCAAUAGCUGAAUAUAUACGUAAUUCACACACGAUUCUCAGCAGUACUCUACAAGCAAUACUACUUCAAGCCGGUAGUCCCUUCACUAGUGUAUUGAUUUUCAAGAUGAAUCGAAACGUGGAACCUCUGGAUCCGUCCAAAAUGAACAUUACAUCAAGAACGUUGCAUCAACCGCCUAUGGACGAGUUAAUGAAUGUCCUAGCAGAGGGAUUGACUGCGAACUUUGCAGAGGCCACCGUCGAGAUGGCUGAUUGUCCUAAUUUCAGUGGAUGGCCUUAUAAUUUUUAUCGGGAAGGCUUGUGUGGUAAUCCGAUUAUUUUUGAGGUUGGUGGUCCAGCGUAUCUCCUGCCAACUGUUCAGAGAGACAAGUUCUACGAUGUCAAGUCGUUGCUGCGACACAUAAAUUAUAAUUACGACUGUCUCGUCGUUGGCGCAGGAGCUGGUCCGUGGCCACAUACGGGACGCAAUUGCGAGCUCAUUAUGAAGUUAAACAUAGUGAACGACAAGGUCUCGCCAGGGUAUAGACUUGGCAUGGGGGUGGCGAAUGGAACGCAUUACGCUUUUGUCAAUAAGUCCAACGGAGAGUGCAUACUCCAACGAGUAGUCGCUAAUGAGGAUGAAACGACCUUCGCGUUGUUGGGCAAUUUGUACGCGUGCGAGGGCAAACCGGGGAAAGUUAUAAAGGUACGCGCUAAAAAACGUACCGGCAAGCAGGACUUCAUAUCGUGCAUGCAGAAAGCGUUGGAAAAACAUUACGGGGAUAAGCUCGUAGGUUUGGGUGGCAUGUUCGAGAUGAAGAACGGAAAAGUGAAGCAACAUAUUAUGCCAGAUUUUUCGGACACUCCGUUGACCAGCGAGGCCCAGCUUAACAACUGGUUACGUUUCUACGACAUGGAGACACCUCUGAUAGCUGUCGGCACAUUUGUCAGCGCCGAAACAGAUUUGGAUCUCAGGGUUCAACAUUUCCAUAGCGCUUUCGAAGAAAACAAACUGGGUGGACAUUAUCACAUCGAUACAACGCCGGAUACGAUUGAGUACGAGGGCUACUUCAAUGUGGCAGCUACGAUUUAUCGUGUCGAUCAACCGCCUAAUAAACUACGCUUUGGAAAAGAUUAAUCUUUAUAUGUACAUCAGAUUGUUACAGCAAGUUGAAUUUUACCAAAAUUACCUUCGUGGCAAUUGCCAUGAUAAACAAAAAAGUGACAUGUUGACAAUAUAUUUUAUUAGCAUUUAUACGAAUUUACUUAGAAAUUCCAUUUUAUAAUUGUUCCAGUUAAUAUAUUUUAUAUAUAUGAUUUUAUGAGAAAUAAAUAUAUUUUAUAUGCUUGA